AGAAUUAAAAAAGAAAAAAGCAAUUGGCGCUGACCCUUCAAAAUGGUUUCCGUUAAGAAAAAUAAAGAGAGAGAGAGAGAGAGAGAGAGAGAGGGCAUCCACCGGACCACAAAACGGACGAUCUAACAUAACCCAAAAUAAAAGCCAAAAUGCGGAUAUACAAAUAAAACUAUCGUCAACGGCCGGCCACGCGCCUUCCCAUCAUGAGAUCCCACGUGGUUUGAAAUUCAUGAGUAACCGGCCAAACCAUCCCCACGUGAACCCUCUCCGUUUGUGCAAAUUCCCCCCUCUGGCUACCCACGCCGCACUCUUUCCCUAGUCAGCGACCCCACACCCCCCCUCCCUCUCUUCACCGAAUUUGGCCGAAGCCGUAGCCGAAUCCGAGCCCCUUCCGACACUCUAACCAAACCAUCAUGACCCAACCCCCCACCCCCCCCUCCUCUCUCCUUCCGGUUCCGGCCCGCUACCUUUUCGGUUCCCUAUCCCUAUCCCCAUCCCCUAUCCCAUCCCCGGCGAUAUCAUCGCCUCGACCGCUUCACUCGCCGACGCUCCCUUUUUCUUUUAUCCUCCCCCAUCUUCUUCUUCUCUCUUUCUCUUCUCUUUCUCUUCCCAUUUCUCAUGGGUGAUCUAACCGAUUCCCUCACCCCUUCCUCUGCUAACUCUCGCCAACUUCCUAUUCGUGAGGAUUGUUGGAGCGAGGACGCUACUUCCACUCUCAUCGACGCUUGGGGUCGCCGUUUUCUCGACCUUAAUCGUGGAAAUCUCCGUCAGAAGGACUGGCAAGACGUUGCCGAUUCUGUUAACUCUCUCCACGGUCUUACCAAGAAGACCCAUCGCACCGAUGUUCAGUGCAAGAACCGGAUCGAUACCGUUAAGAAGAAGUAUAAGACCGAGAGGGCUAGGGUUUCUGCUUCCCAUGGGAAUUUUGUUUCCUCUUGGCCUUUUUAUGCUCGUCUUGAUGAACUCAUUGGUCCUACUGUUUCUAUGAAGAAACCCUCUUCUCCUCCUUUGGCUCUUCCUUUGCCCUUCCGUAAGACGCCUCCUCCUUCCGCUGCUGCUUCUUCUGCUGUUGUCGCUGUCUCUCAAAAGCGGUCUGCUGCUGCCAUGGAUCAUGUGUCUUUUCGGAGGAAUUACUCGGCUAUGGCGGCUGCUGCUGCUGCGGUUGCAUUGUCGGAGGAGGAGGAGGAUGAAGAGGAAGAGGAGGAGGAGGAGGAGAGAGUGAGCGACGAUGAAGAGGCGGAAGGGGAGGGUAUGAGUAGGUUGGCAAGAGCGAUUAAAAGGUUUGGGGAGGUGUAUGAAAGAGUGGAGGCUGAGAAAGUGCGACAAAUGGUGGAAUUGGAGAAGCAGAGGAUGCAAUUUGCUAAGGAUUUGGAGCUGCAGAGGAUGCAUAUGUUCAUGGAGACCCAGGUUCAGCUUGAGAGGAUUAAGCGAGGGAAGAAAUCAACUCCCAGUGGGAAUCCUCCAGAUGAAGUCUACAUUCUAAACACGAUGAAAGCUUAUCAUGCAAUCACUUUUCUUGGAGACGAUAAGGUUCCUGAUUCCUGACUUGAUAGGUUGUUCUACACAUUAAAGAGGAGAAGUAUUGCAAUUCUUCAGGUUUGAGAUAUGUAGAGGUAGCUGUGUGAGAAGGAAUGACAUAAAAACUUGAUAUAAGGUACAUACAAAUGGAAGCUGCUGAUAUUGUGGAGGAGAUGAUGAACACUUCUAAUUUUAAAUAUCAUAAAUGAGUUGGAAUUUAAUUUUGUGAAGUUAGCCAAGACCAACCCCUCUUCCCCACUACUUGUAGGGAAGUUAGGGAAACUGCUGUAAUAUCAACUUUUAGAUGUGAAAGCUAAUUUAUGACGAAUCUUUUCUUUUCUUUUUCUAAUCUUCUACUACUAAGAAUUCUCGUGGUGUAAUUCAGCUUCUUUAAAUAUCUUAAAUUUUAAAGAUUUGGUUCCGGGAAGUUAAUCUUGAACCAAUGUUACUUUUCUUUU
Messenger RNA from Cucumis sativus (cucumber), 1976 nucleotides. RefSeq names its product trihelix transcription factor ASIL1-like. The record is from RefSeq and is a predicted model, not a curated record. The transcript has 4 exons. Gene Ontology annotation, molecular function: transcription cis-regulatory region binding. Lineage: Eukaryota; Viridiplantae; Streptophyta; Magnoliopsida; Cucurbitales; Cucurbitaceae. Gene Ontology annotation, cellular component: nucleus. Bases 619 to 1545 code for a protein of 308 amino acids.